AUGUGGGACGGAUUAGUAGGUAUAUGGGCAACACAAGAGUGGAAAAGGAAAUCUAUUGCGGGUAAAAAUAAUAGGGCUUCCAAACCUGAUGCUAUGGUGCACACUGGAGGGUCAAGAAGCUUUGGACGACACUUAAGAAAAAUGGAAGCAGAGCAUAAACGUCCUAUUUCUUAUGGUGAAUUGUACAACAAAGUUCAUAAAAGAAAAGAUGGUGAAUAUGUCUCUAACAAAGCCAAAAAUUUCAUUGAAUCAUAUGAAAAUGCUAUGGCUGAAAAGUAUGGGGAAGACGCAUCAAAGCAUCCUAUAGUUGACACUGAUGUUUGGACACAAAUUUCUGGUGAAAAUAAGAAAGGUCCCUCUACCACACCUGUUAGAGAAGACAUCACUACAUUAGCUACACAAAUGUCUCAAAUGCAAGAACAGAUGCAGUCACAAUUGAAUCUACAAACACAAUCCCAAAUGCAAUUGCAGACACAACUACAAGCACAGAUGGAGGCACAAUCACAAUAUAUGCAGGCACAAUUGAAGGCACAAGCUGAUAUGCAAGCACAAAUGCAGGCACAAAUGAAGGCACAAGCAGAAAUGCAAGCACUUUUGCAACAACAAAUGCAGGAACAAAUGCAGGCACAAAUGCAGUUUUUGAGGAAAGAGAUAUUACCUGCCUUAAAGAUUCCAUCACCAUCAUCAGUCAAAAAACCUGGGAAGAAUCAAGAAUGAAAAUGUUGAAUUCUAGUUUUUUUUAUUUACAUUAGCAUUGUUAACUCACUUGAAGAGUUUUAUUAUAUUAGUUGGUAUUGAGUAUUUUUAUUAUGUUAGUUGGUACUGAA
Molecule: messenger RNA, 827 nt
Organism: Cajanus cajan (pigeon pea)
Lineage: Eukaryota; Viridiplantae; Streptophyta; Magnoliopsida; Fabales; Fabaceae
Source: RefSeq, a predicted model, not a curated record